AUGGGCAAAGCUACCAGAUGGUUGAAGGGUUUGUUGGGAAUGAAGAAAGAGAGGGACUGCUGUGGCUAUUCUGGCUCACUGGCUCUGGCCAAGAGGGAAAAGAAACAAUCGGAGAAGGAUGAAGAGAGUCACAUUACACCAUCGGCCAUCAAUCGUACUAGGCACACAUCCUAUGUUGCCAAAAAAGGGUGUGUGAAGGCCACUGGUGUGGCAGUUGUGAAAUCAAGAAGGUGUGACAGAGACACCUUGCUAAUUGGAAGCAGGGAGGGCUGGGCUGCUGUGUUGAUUCAAUCCUUUUUCAGAGGUUAUUUGGCGCGAAAAGCUCUUAGAGCACUCAAAGGAUUGGUUAAAAUACAGGCUCUUGUUAGAGGGUAUCUAGUUCGAAAAAGGGUUGCUGCAACUCUUCACAGUGUGCAAGCUAUGAUAAGAGCUCAAGCUGUUGCUCUAUCAGUGCGAGCUCGUCGUUCCUUGGACAAGGAGAAUAGAUUUCAUCCAGAAUCUCCUUCCAGAAAAUAUGUGCAACGGUUUGAUGAAACAAGAAAUUAUCAAUCACAUAAAAGAAGGGUAUCCAUAUAUUCUAAGGCACCCUUGAAUCGGUUUGAUGAGAGCUCAAAAGUUGUCGAGGUGGACACUCACAUGCCCCAUUCAAGAUGUAGGAGCAUUAACACUGCAAUGUCUGAAUGUGGAGAAGAGCUGCAUUAUCAAGCAAUGUCAUCGUCUCUUCCUUAUCCAGUUCAAGGUCGAAUCUCACUUCAUGAAAGCCAGCACCCUCAUGAGUUUGAAUGGUUCUUCAACCUUGAUGAAGGUAACAAGUUCUCCACAGCACACAACACGCCUCGUUUACCAAAAUGCAUGAUACCAGCUACUCCUCUGAAGAGUGUUUGUGGGGACUCCAAUUUCCCUAACUACAUGGCCAAUACUCACUCUUCUAUGGCCAAACUAAGGUCUCACAGUGCUCCAAAGCAAAGACCUGAACUCAGAAAAAGGCUUUCAAUCAAUGAAAUGAUGGCAGCCAGAAAUAGUGUUAGUGGUGUUGGAAUGCAAUGGCCUUCCAACCCAAAAACUCAAGAUUACUAUUUCUUUGACAAGCUCAGUUGGUUAGAGCGUCGUGCUAAUAACGCGAAGGUCGCAGGUUCGAAACCUGCAUGGGCCAGAUCAACACUUAUUGGACUUUGGGCUUUCAAUUACCAGGUUACAGGCCCCAAACUUCAUUCUCCGGCCCAUUUUGCCGCUCAUCCGAAAUCCAUACAAAUAAGUUUUAUAAAAACCGUUCUUAUACCAAUGAAAAUAAGUUAUAACAAAGGAGAGUAUGAGUAA
Messenger RNA from Sphenostylis stenocarpa, 1317 nucleotides. Lineage: Eukaryota; Viridiplantae; Streptophyta; Magnoliopsida; Fabales; Fabaceae. The record is from the annotation of a GenBank genome assembly.